Messenger RNA from Ictalurus furcatus (blue catfish), 5201 nucleotides. It is a transcript of the gene ptdss2, whose product is annotated as phosphatidylserine synthase 2. The coding region runs from base 987 to 2456 and encodes 489 amino acids. Gene Ontology annotation, biological process: phosphatidylserine biosynthetic process. The record is from RefSeq and is a predicted model, not a curated record. NCBI's taxonomy places the organism in Eukaryota, Metazoa, Chordata, Actinopteri, Siluriformes, Ictaluridae. The transcript has 12 exons. Gene Ontology annotation, molecular function: L-serine-phosphatidylethanolamine phosphatidyltransferase activity.
GCUAAAUGAAUAAAUGUAAAUGUAAUUCCACAGCGUACAUGGACAUCAUGGACAAUUAUGUGGCAACAGUUUGCAGGAAAACCACACAUGGGUGUGAUGGACAUACUUUUGGCUGAGGAAUACUUACUUGUCUUUCGGUGUUUUGACAAAAUGUCCUACCGAGUGAGAUGUCCUACAAGGGAUUCUGAGUACACUAUACGCACGCCCAUACAUUCUCCACAUAUUUUAAUGUGACUAACAAAAUAAUUAGAUAGUUUAUCAAAGCAUUCCAUAUGUAGUUGUUGUUUUUUUUCUUCAAAUUCUGGAGGUAUUUUUUUCACAAGGACAGCUCGAUAGGGUAGGACAAAUCAUAAGAUACGACAGUCAAGGUCAAAAGUUGGGACGAGUACUUUUGCGCAACGUCUGCGCAACAUCUGCGCAAUCUGAACGCACUAUAAUGCUCUCAAACGCUCCCUUGUGUUUCGCCUGAGGAGGAAGUGACGCCAGACCGCGCGAUAUAGCUGUAUGUACACUUUCACAGUAGGGGGUAGGUGUGCUGCUGCUGUUGCUGCGCGCGAGUUAUUGAUAAGCCGCUUUCCCCCCCACAGAGCCGUCGGGAUAAAGAGCGUUAUAAUGCGUUUGUGACACUGGAACAACAGUAAGAUGUUAGUUAUGAGCUGUGUGAGUCGUUAGCCUGAACUGAGAGUAGAUUUUGUUAUUGAACAGAACCGUGUUAAUGACAUGCAGGGCUUUCGGUGUGCCCUAGCUAGGUGACUUCAGUGUUAAACAGAGUACCACCAAACCGGACACUACCAUAGUGCACGUGCGUGCGUGCGUGCGUGUGUAACGAAGCACCGAGUCGUGCUAAGAGCUAGUUGAUGAAUAAAUGGGAGAAGUUUGUUAGAAGUUGUAGUUAAGUUAGUUGAGUAAGGAUUGUAUAUAGACAGGCUUUUAAUUCGGGUACAGCGUUCACUGAGAAUAUAACCCUAUAUAAAAGAUAUAUAAACAUGGCCAAACCCGAGCCGAAGAAGAGCAGCACUUUGGCCUUCAGUGUGAAAGCUGGCGCGGAGGAGCAGGUCAUUAACGGCCCCGCAGAGCCGCCGGUAACUGGAGCCGCUCACGAGCCGGGAGUCCGAGCCAAACCGGGCAACCGGAGCACCGAGACCGAAGUGUUUGACGACGGAACCAACACUUUCUUCUGGAGAGCGCACACCCUCACCGUCUUAUUCAUCCUGACCUGUGCGCUAGUGUACGUGACUCUGCUGGAGGAGACGCCACAAGACACGGCAUACAACACCAAGAGAGGGAUUGUGGCUAGCAUUCUGGUGUUCCUUUGUUUCGGGGUAACGCAGGCGAAAGACGGCCCUUUCUCACGACCACAUCCAGCGUACUGGCGCUUCUGGCUCUGUGUCAGCGUUGUCUAUGAGCUGUUCCUCAUCUUCAUUCUUUUCCAAACGGUGCAGGACGGACGGCUGUUUAUGAAGUACAUCGACCCGAAGCUGGGCGUUCCUCUUCCAGAGAGAGACUAUGGAGGAAACUGUCUUAUCUAUGAUCCCGGAAACACCACCGAUCCCUUCCACAACAUCUGGGACAAGAUGGAUGGCUUUGUUCCUGCCCAUUUUCUCGGUUGGUACAUUAAGACGCUGGUGAUCCGAGACUGGUGGAUGUGUAUGAUCAUCAGCGUGAUGUUCGAGUUCCUGGAGUACAGUCUGGAGCACCAGUUACCAAACUUCUCAGAGUGCUGGUGGGACCAUUGGAUUAUGGACGUGCUGGUGUGUAACGGUUUGGGUAUAUACUGCGGCAUGAAGACGCUCGGCUGGCUUUCGAUGAAGCCGUACCAGUGGCAAGGCCUGUGGAACAUCCCCACCUACAAGGGGAAGAUAAAGCGCAUCGCCUUCCAGUUCACGCCGUACAGCUGGGUGAAGUUCGAAUGGAGGCCGGCGUCGAACCUGCGGCGGUGGCUGGCGGUGCUCGGCAUCAUCUUCAUGUUCCUGCUGGCGGAGCUGAACACUUUCUACCUGAAGUUUGUGUUAUGGAUGCCACCCGAGCAUUACCUGGUGCUGCUGAGGCUAGUGUUCUUCGUGAACGUGGGCGGCGUGGCCAUGAGGGAAAUCUACGACUUCAUGGACGACCCGAAGUUCCAUAAGAAGCUGGGCCAGCAGGCGUGGCUUGUGGCAGCCAUCACGGUGACAGAGUUUCUCAUUGUAGCGAAGUACGACCCCAACACCAUCACACUGCCGAUCCCCUUCUUCGUCAUGCAGUGCUGGAUCCUCGGCAUCGUCCUCAUCCUCACGUGGACCGUGUGGCGCUUCUUUAUCCGCGACAUCACGCUCCGUUACAAAGAGACACGGCGGCGUAAGCAGGAGGGCUCACCCGAGCAGGAGAGGUCCCCCGGCGACGGCAGCAAGACCCCCGUAACGUCCGGCCGCAGCAAACUGAACGGAAACACGGAUCCUGUACGACAACGCAAGUCCUGAGGGGAGACACGGUGGAGCACUCACUGCACAGCUGUGGCACACGCAGCUUGAAGUGUCUGUGUGUGUCUGUGUGUGUCUGUGUGUGUCUGUGUGUGUCUGUGUGUGUCUGUGUGUGUCUGUGUGUGUCUGUGUGUGUGUGUGUCCUGACCGUCCCACUCACCAUCAUUCCAAUGCUCACUGUUCAAACUGUAUCAGGAAAAUGUGCUCGAUUAUUUAUUUUUUUCCUUCCUUCAUGUUUUAUUGUUUGAAGCUGUAAGAUGCAGAGCAUGAGUACAUUUUGAGGUGUGUGUGUGUGUGUGUGUGUGUGUGUGUGUGUGUGUGUGUGAGAGAGAGAAGUGCAAAGACAUGUAUGGAAAAGAUGCUCUGCUCUUCCAGAUGCCUUAUACACUCGUACAGAAAUAGAAAAAACGAAGAAGGAAAGCGGGUCCUUAGCUGUAAUUUUCCUCGCCGCUGGGACGGUAACGUCAAGGGUACACUCGGCUCCUGUCCCUUUUUAACACGUUUAAAGUACGUUAACGUAAAACAGAAGGGGGAAAAAGGCUGUGCUCUAGUGGCGAGGAAAGGUGCAGUUUACCUUUCUAGUGCGUAGUCGCGAGUGUAGAUUCUUACUGGACCAUUAACAUGUGCGUGUACACGUGUGCUCCGUUUCCAGCGGUUUCCAGGGACUCGUUUCUUAUUUUGCUGCUCCGCGAUAAGACACGAGAGUUGUUCAAGUUUAGCUUGCCUUACAGUUUGUUAGGCUUUAAACUGUAACGAUCCUGGAGUUCUGCUGUUCCACACACACAUUCAUACGCACACACACAUCAACAACAUGACCAUUGUUUUUCUGUUUGCGUUAAACAGGGACUGAUGUUCUCUCAGGAGAACUGUCGCUCUUAUUACACUGUGUUUCUCAGGUAAUUUCCCUUCAGAGUAACAGCCCGAGUGAUGCACGACCGAGCAGUUACACUACACACACACACGCACACACACACACACACACACACACACGAGAGAACAAUCUUUCUGCCACACCUGGUCGUCCACAUGGAGGUCUGUUUCAUGAUCGUUGCUGCUUCAUCCUCAGAACAGAGUUAGUGCUCGUGGAAGGCCGUGUACCGACUCCUCCGACUUUAAUCCAAUAAUCUCAUUCAGCGUGCGUUUAGUGAAACGUCGUCGUCUUGCACCUGUGCUCAGUGAUCAUUUUUAAACUGUACAAGUGAAUAUUACAUAGAUCUAGUCAAAGAAGCACAUGUUCUGUGUGUGUGUGUGUGUGUGUGUGUGUGUGUGUGUGUGUGUUACAGUUCAUAUCUGUAUAUGCAGAAACUGACAAAACCGUUUAAUGUAAUGUAGAACAUUAUAGCUGCUGCUAUUAUAAUCUUAAUACGAAUGUAAACUUUACAUUUAGUUGUUUGUUGAAACGGGUUGCCAGCGCCUUUAGAACAACCUCUUACUACUCGUUUGUGUUACGCAAGGUGUUAUAUAUAUAUAUAUAUGUGUGUGUGUGUGUAUAUAUAUUUUUUUCUUUUCACUAGGGUUUAAAAAAAGAUGUUCUGAAGUUUCUUUCUAGUAUUUAACUUUAUUAUUAUUAAAACCUCUGUUCCUCUUCGCUUUUACUUUUCUUACAUUCUGUAAACGUCGGAACGAGGCCGAUGUCAGCCCGGGGCGGACGUCUCCAUCGAUUACAGAGGGUUCGUUCCGUCAGGCCUUCGGAUAAGACGCCGAAACUGGGCGCUACAACAAAAAUAUCAUAUCGUGGUUCUCAAAGAAAUUCCUACGCUACAUGAGAUGUAUCGCCAUAUAUAGGUGUAUGAACAAUUUCCCAGCCGUACAGUAUGACAAUUUUAUUUAAAAAAAAAUGUCUUUAUAUUUAGAAUGUAACCUUGAAAAAGCUGCGCAUGAAAAUGUCACUUAUUUUGGACCAUUUAUCACACUAUUGAUAUAUCAUCGUAUUGCUCAGCACAUACCCUGUUCGCUCAAAACGAGCCCGUGGCCGCUCGAGGGUUCGAAUCAACAUAGACGUCGACUUUGGGGGCAGAAAUCGUUUCAGUUUCUUUACAGGAAAAAAAAUGGCAGUCUACUGUUUAUAAGUGUUUCUAAGUGUGAGCAAUAAAAAGCUAAUUCACAAUGUACGCUUCACUCACACUAGUGAAAAUCACCGAGUUUAUUUAGCUAGUUAAGUAGCUCUUACUGAUAACUGAUAAGUUGAUGUGAAUGUUAGAUAGAAAUGUGGUUUUCUUUAAAAGAUCAGGUCUGUCCAUCCAGUGAUUUAAAAAAAAAAAGUUUUCUCUCCAAGCGUUGACACACUCUCUCUCUCUCUCUCUCUCUCUCUCUCUCUCUCUCUCUCUCUCAUACACACACCUGUCUGCAUAAUGGAUGUUCAUAUAGACCAGUGGUCACCAACUCGGUUCCUGGCAAUCUGCCUUCCUGUACGUUUCAUCUCCAACCAAAUUCUACCACUCCUGUUUUAGUUGAUCGAGAUCUUAAGGCAGUGAUUAGAGGGUCAGGUAGGUGCCAUUACAUUUGGAGCUAAAGUCUUAAGGAAGCUAGAUCUCCUGGAACAGGGUUGGUCACCAGCGAUAUAGACAAUUAGUUUGUGUACGUGUGUGUUUCUGGCUGUGGUGUUUCUUCAGGGCAAUAAGCCGCUCAACUCCUUUUCUCCUCUGAGGUGUGUGAGAAUGUCAUGAACCAAGACGAUUACUGAAACAGAACAAUAUAUGAAUUGUUUUAUAUAUAAAAAAAAAAUUAAAAAAAGGUCUGUUUGUG